Eucalyptus grandis is the source of this 5795-nucleotide messenger RNA. RefSeq names its product E3 ubiquitin-protein ligase SHPRH. Gene Ontology annotation, molecular function: ATP binding; ATP-dependent chromatin remodeler activity. The coding region runs from base 360 to 5381 and encodes 1673 amino acids. NCBI's taxonomy places the organism in Eukaryota, Viridiplantae, Streptophyta, Magnoliopsida, Myrtales, Myrtaceae. The record is from RefSeq and is a predicted model, not a curated record. The transcript is spliced from 20 exons.
ACACAGCCCAAUCCAAAACGAGAGAACGCUCCUCGCGGAUCGAGCGCGACUCCGCUCGGCGGCGGUGAGAUUAGCACCGCCCCUCUCCCUUCCUCGCUCGAGCCGAAGAAUCCAAUCCCAGCGCACGCACGCACGCACGCACGCACUGCAGAUACAACGAGCGCAGCCGCACUCGCGCCCUCCCGGCGCGUGAAUUCCCGCCUCGCCUCGAGCAGCGGCGGUUCCUCUUCCGGGUCAGUGGCCUUGCCCGUAGGAAUUGUUCUCCGCCCAUCAUUUUCUGCUUAGUGAAUUGGGUUGUCGUUGUUGUAUCUGUGGCUUCUGAAAAACCCGAGCUUGUUGUCGUGCUCCGCGUUGUUGGGAUGGGGAGGAAGAAGCAAGCUCGGCCGCGUAGGUCGGGUGUGAUUAUUACAGACGGUAAUGGCGAAGGCGGCAGUAAAUCAGAUUGGGCUGAGGAAAAUGUUGGAGCAAAUCAGAAGGUACAGAAGGACGAAUUGGAUGUGAGUGACCCACCAUUUUUUGUCGAUGUCGAGUGCAAUUGUUGGGCAUUGGAUGAGCAUUUUGAUAUAUCUGAACUCGUAUUGACCGACUUGAAUAUAGGAGGGGGAUUUUCGGGUUUUAGAGUAGAAAAUGGGUUUUAUCAGAGUUCGGAUUACUCUUUUAGGUUCAGGGUGUGCAACGUGAAUGAGUUUGUGGCUCGAAUUAAACUGGGUCAUUGGCCUCUAUUAUCUGCUAAAGAUGUACAUUUGGAGUUGGUUGAGAAGCGCUCGGCUGAGAACAGGGAGAAUCAAAAGGUGGUUUUGUCGGGUUCUUUUGAUGGACCAAAUGAGGGAGUUUCUGGUCUUGUUCACUUGGCUAGUUUGAAGUUUAUGUCAGUCAGGCCACUUGAGGGGAUUGCCUUUUCAGAGGACGUGACAACUUUAAGGGUGAGGGUGGAAAUUCUCAAGAGGGCCUUCGAUGCUUGUGAGUCACUUCAGGAUAAUAUGAGGCAAUUGUGGAAAAAGAGUAUGAUCAAUGUCAUGGCUUGGUUGCGACCAGAGGUUAUGACUUCAGAGGCCAGAUAUGGAAUUUGUCAAUCUAGAGCAGUAGGAAAUGAUUUGCAUCCAGAUGACAGGGAUACCACCACAGUAAACCGGAAAGACAUAAAGUUUGACGUCAGUGGAUUUUAUGAGGCCAUCAAGCCGUCAAAAACGGAUCCAAUGCUCGAUGAAAACAUUCCCAACUUAAUUCCUAAGCUUCGGCCAUAUCAACGUCGUGCUGCAUACUGGAUGGUGCAGAAUGAGAAAGGAGCUUUAGGAAGUUUUGGCACCCAGGGAACAAGUCAGUUAGUUUCUCCUCUAUGUAUGACUGUGGGUUUUGUUGACUCCGGUUUAAAAAUGUUCUACAAUCCAUUCAGUGGUAAUGUGGCAAUGCGCUCAGAAGUUUUCUCUGAACGUGUAUCUGGCGGUAUCCUUGCUGAUGAGAUGGGUUUAGGAAAGACUGUUGAGCUGCUAGCUUGCAUCCUUUCCCACCGUUGGUCAGCAUCCAAGAGUGGAGCAUGCAUUAAUGAGGAAUCACAGCUGAGAAAAGAGAGUCAAAUUCAUAUUAAAAGAUUGAAAAGGGAGCGGGUUGAGUGCAUUUGCGGAGCUGUGACUGAAAGUUACCGGUACACAGGACUGUGGGUUCAAUGUGACGUGUGUGAUGCAUGGCAACAUUCCGAUUGUGUUGGUUAUUCAGCUAGAGGGAAAAAGGUGAAGGAUGGUAGUGGACAACAGAAAAGAGAGAAGGACAUUGAGAAGUCCAGAAGAAAGAAAAAUGUUCCCACUAUUGUAGAGAGGGAGGGAAAAUAUGUCUGUCAAUUGUGCUUGGAAUUGAUGAGUGUUACUGAAUCUCCUGUUCCAAGUGGGGCAACUCUAAUUGUGUGUCCGGCUCCUAUAUUGCAUCAAUGGCAAACUGAGAUUAUCAGGCACACAAAUACUGAUUCUGUGAAAGUGCUGGUUUAUGAAGGAGUGAAAAACACAUCCUUUUCUGAAGAGCCAGCUGUUGAAGUCGAUGAACUUGUUUCCUAUGACAUUGUACUGACAACAUAUGAUGUCCUGAAAGAGGACCUGUCUCAUGACUCUGAUAGGCAUGAAGGGGAUCGCCGCCUUAUGAGAUACCAGAAGAGGUACCCUGUUAUUCCGACUCCACUCACUCGAAUCUUCUGGUGGAGGUUAUGUUUGGAUGAGGCUCAAAUGGUGGAGAGUAAUGCUGCUGCUGCAACAGAAAUGGCAUUACGAUUACAUUCUAAACAUCGUUGGUGUAUUACUGGCACUCCCAUUCAGCGUAGACUGGAUGAUUUAUAUGGGCUCUUGAAGUUCCUUAAACUAAGUCCUUUUGAUGUCCCUAGAUGGUGGAAUGAAGUUAUACGAGAUCCAUAUGAGAAGAGAGAUGCGGGAGCUAUGGAAUUUACCCACAAUUUAUUCAAGCAAAUUAUGUGGCGUUCUUCAAAAAGACACGUUGCUGAUGAAUUACAUCUCCCACCUCAGGAAGAGUGUCUUUCAUGGCUUUCUUUCUCAGCUAUAGAGGAACACUUCUAUCAGAGGCAGCAUGAAACUUGUGUGGAUUAUGCUCGCGAACUUGUUGAGAGUAUAAAGGCGGAUAUUCUCAAAAGGGAAGCUCCAGGUAGUGCAUCUUCUGCACCAUCUGAUAAUUUAAUCACUCACGUGGAGGCUGCAAAGCUGCUGAACUCACUCCUGAAGCUUCGCCAAGCAUGCUGCCAUCCUCAAGUAGGAAGUUCUGGACUUCGCUCUCUACAACACUCACCCAUGAGCAUGGAAGAAGUCCUAACGGUUCUCAUUAGUAAGACAAAGAUAGAAGGAGAGGAAGCCCUAAGGAGGUCAGUUGUUGCUUUGAAUGGGCUUGCUGGUAUAGCCAUCAUAGAGGAAAAUCCUUCUCAUGCUGUGUCCUUGUACAAAGAGGCCUUGGAUUUAGCUAUGGAGCACUCAGAAGAUUUCAGCUUGGAUCCUUUGUUGAAUAUUCACAUCCAUCACAAUCUUACUGAGAUAGUUUUCAAGGCUUCAAAUGGAUCACCACAACUCCAGCUAAAUGAUGGACAAACUUCCGGAAGCCCUGGGAACAAGACCUCAAAGAGACCUUAUUUUGGAGAAUGCAAUGAUGAAUAUGCCACAAAGAGGCAAAAGUUGAAUGGAAUCGAAGAUGAUGGUUCUAUUUCAAAUACUCCGAAGCCACCUACGUCCACUUUUGACAUGUCGGCGGAUGCCUUAAAUGAAACAAAUGAGUGCAAUGCGAAGCCGUCUUUUGCGUCUAAUUAUUUUAGUUAUGAUCAUCUAAAAACAGUUUGUGAGACCUUCAAGCAAAAAUUCCUGUCUACUUUCAAUUCAAAGUUGAUCAUUGCUCAACUGGAAUUCAAAAAAUCAUAUGAGCAGGUCUGCGACACAUUUAGUGAAGUGAAAAAUCACCAUUCAGUGUGGUGGUUGGAUGUUCUUCAUCAUAUCGAACAGAGUAGGGAUUCCACGAAUGAGUUAAUAAGAAAGAUUGGUGAAGCUGUUCUGGGAUCUACUAACAAUUCGAGGUCAUCUAAGAUUGGUUCUAGCUUUCGGAGCAUCCACGGUCUAAAGUACUAUAUCCAGACUGGUCUUGAUUCGCUGGAAGUGUCUAGGAGAGCUGUACUUGAUAGACUCUUAGAGAUUGAUGAGACAAUGGACAAACCAAGGGAUGAGGACAUAGAGAGAGUAGGACAUUGCCAAAACUGCCAGCUUAAUGGUAAUGGUCCUGUAUGCAUUCUCUGUGAACUAGAUGAACUAUUCCAGAUAUAUGAGGCUCGCCUCUUUCGCCUUAGCAAUGCACGUGGAGGGAUAAUUAUGUCUGCUGAGGAGGCAUUAGAUCUGCAGAAGAAGAAAUCUGCACUUAAUCAGUUCUAUAGGACUUUGUCACAAGCAAAUAAGAAUUUGUCGUCUACGUCAAGGGAUGAGGAGAUUGCUGGAAAGAGAGAUACUGGCGAGAAAGUAGUGGUUUCUAAGUCUCCCUCUGAGUUGGAGGUUGUGCUUGGAGUUAUGCGGGGCUACAGCAAAGUGCAUUUGGGGAAAGAGGGUAAAUCAGCAGCCACCAAGCAAUUACGUCUUCUAGAGGACAUGAGGAAGGAGUAUGCCUCUGCAAGGUCUUUGUGCAUUGCUCAAGCUCAAGUUUUGCGAGCUCAUGAUGAGAUCAAGAUGUCAACCUCAAGAUUGCGCCUCAGAGAAGAUGAGAAUGAUAAAUCUCUUGAUGCUCUAAGUCUGGAAGAAUUACCUGCGAAUAAUGUUCAUUACUCAAAUGAGAAAUUCGUAUCUUUGGCUUUGUUAUUACGUAUAAAAGGGAAACUUCGUUAUUUGAAGGGUCUGGUGCAAGCAAAGCAGAAGGUUUCCCCUAUGGAACAGAAAAGUGAGCACUCAGUGAAUGCUUAUCAGGAAGCCUGCCCAAUUUGCCAAGAAAAAUUAAGCAUUCAAAAGAUGGUUUUUCAAUGUGGACAUGUCAUUUGCUGUAAAUGCUUAUUUGAAUUGAGUGAACACAAACAAGCUCAGGCUGGAGAGUCUCAGAGAAGAUGGGUGAUGUGCCCCACCUGUCGACAACAUACGGAGUUUGCAAAUAUUGCUUAUGCUGAUGAUAGACAAAAUAAAUUGCCUAAUUCUUCUGGGCUGCAUGAAUCUCAAGAUAGCAGAAAUGAAGCUUCUAUCACCGUCCAAGGGUCAUAUGGAACAAAGAUUGAAGCAGUCACAAGGAGAAUCUUGUGGAUCAAGUCUACUGAGCCAAAUGCAAAAGUUCUUGUUUUCUCUAGCUGGAAGGAUGUUCUUGAUGUGCUGGAGCACGCCUUCAAAGCUAACAGUAUCUCUUAUGCACGAAUGAAAGGAGGGAGGAAAGCGCACACUGCAGUCGGCCAAUUCAGAGGACAAAACCCCAGUGUAAAAGUAAAUACACGGGAGCAUUGCCAAGAUAUUCAGGUGUUGCUGCUCUUAGUCCAGCAUGGGGCCAAUGGGCUCAAUCUCUUAGAAGCAAGGCAUGUGAUUUUGGUGGAACCACUACUUAACCCUGCUGCAGAGGCACAGGCAAUUAGCCGAGUGCAUCGGAUUGGGCAAGAAAAUAAGACGCUAGUUCACCGUUUCAUAGUGAAAAAUAGUGUUGAAGAGAGCAUCUAUAAGCUGAACAAAAGCAGGAAUAGCAGUUCAUUCAUCAGCGGAAAUACCAAAAACCAGGAUCAGCCUGUCUUGACGCUUAAAGACGUGGAAUCCCUUUUUGCAGCAUCACCUGCCAACGCACCACCGACUGAUGUGAAGCCUGUGGAAAGCCUAAUGCAUUUGCCGCCUUCCAUGGCCGCUGCUGUCGCAGCUGAGAGAAGACUCCAGGAACAGACAGCUUCACAUAGCUCCUGAAGACAGAUCUUCUAGUAACAAUGUCACCCAUCACAAUGCACGCUCCACGGGCUCAUCACAGUUGGCAGUUAAAAAAGCUGAUCGACAACCUGCGUCCGUCUCACAGGAUGUGUUUUACCAGUGCUUUUCAUUCCAUGAACCACCCUCGCCUUGUACAUACCAUAAUUGCUAGCUUUAGAUGCCUUUACAGUGUCGGGUAACCGUGUAAAUCUAGUUAGGAAAUUCAUUUGUUAUCAGUGGACAACCUUGUCUAACUCAUUCUUUCGGCAGUCUUGCUCGUGCAAGAAUUUCUGGGUUCUAGUCAUAAUUGGUCGAAUCUUUUGCGUCGGUCUUUGUUUCUGAACUGCUGUCCUAUUUCAAGUAGAAUAAUUUAUUUAACUUAAUAAGAGGAGCUUGGUGCAAGGACUAUUCUCC